UAGGUGGUGACGUCUUUUGACAAUAUAUAGCACGUUCGCAGGGGUUGUCGAGUCCAGUCGAGUCAAACGAUACAAGAACAAUGAGGCCAUUCUCAUGCCUGGCAGCCUUUGCUGCCCUGGCGUCGACCGCGGCCGCCAUACCAACAGCCCAGAGCGCGGCCCCUAACGGCUUGGAAGACGCCAAGAGAAACUUUGAGAAGAAUGUCUCCGGGAUCACCAGGGGCAAGAUGGCCAAGCUCAAAGAUCUGACCAAGGAGGAGAGGCUUGACUAUGUCAACGCUGUCAAGUGCCUCAUGAAGCUCCCCGCCAAGACGCCUCAAGAAGUUGCCCCUGGAGCUAAGUCGCGUGUAGUAUGCCGACUUCAACGCCCUGCACAUCCAAAAAGACGCUUCAAAGUCCACUACACCGGCAACUUCCAGGCGUGGCAUCGAUGGUUCGUCUUCAACUACGAGCGGGCUCUCGGGGAGGAGUGCGCGUACAAGGGCUACCAGCCUUACUGGGGCUGGGCCAAGCACGCCACCGCCCCUGAGAACCUCGGCGGCAACGGCGCCGCCAUCCCGCACGACGGACCCGUCAUCGCACCGCCGCCCGGGAUCAAAGCCCCGACCAUCCAGCUACCCCCGGGUCUGGGAGGCGGGCCCGUCACCGAGGGUCCGUUUGCCAACAUGACCAUCACGCUCGGCCCUGUCGCUCUGACUGACGUACCACCCGGCCCCAUGGGCGGCCUUGGCCACAACCCGAGGCCGUCCAAGAGGGACCUUGCAAAACAAAAAGGCAACAAAUCGAUCCUUCAACGCGUUAGACCGAUCUGGGAAAGGACUAUUACGCAUACCAGCCUUGGUGGAACGAGCCUCCCAGCCCGCCUACUAGCCUUGAUGACGUGCUAG
Messenger RNA from Pyricularia oryzae 70-15, 887 nucleotides. RefSeq lists its product as uncharacterized. Bases 81 to 887 code for a protein of 268 amino acids. The record is from RefSeq and is a predicted model, not a curated record. Gene Ontology annotation, molecular function: oxidoreductase activity. Lineage: Eukaryota; Fungi; Ascomycota; Sordariomycetes; Magnaporthales; Pyriculariaceae. The transcript has 4 exons.